AGUGAGGCCUACUCUUGUUUUUGUUCUGUGCCAGCGCAACUUCCCGAUUUCGAUUCUUAGCCUCGGCCUCCUUUUGCCCCCCUUUAAGCGACGAUUCUCUUCUGCUUCUCUCCCGGCUCCUUUUACUUGAAGCUGUACAAAGACUGCAGAAAUAAGUGUCUAGCCUCCAUCUGUUGGCUAAUUGCGGAGUUUGCUUCCUCUUCUUCUUCAGCGUUGUGUUGAGGAUAUGAACAAGAUUGAUGAAGAAGGGGUUAAGUGGAUGACUGGGAGGACAAACUUCAUGAAAUAGAGGCCAUUGUGUGUUUAAAUGUGUAAUUGCUGAUUCCAUUCAAUAAAUUCAGUGGUUGUAUUUUUUCACCAUAUUGUCUUUCUUCUUUCUUAUAUGUAUACAUCUUCUUGUCCGAUUAUUAUUGUAUUCCAAAAUUAUGUUUUUCAUGUGGUUAUUUCAUCACUAGUUGCAUUGCUUUUGCAUUUCACAUUCGGCAAAAAUUCAGGAUGAUCACCAUGUUACAUCAAUCUUAGAAGACCAUGAGAGAAUAUGCUGGGGCUGUGGAUUACGCCUCCUUCUUGCAACUUAUUCACCUGUUUUCAAAUGUGGAUGGUGUGGAGCCAUAACGACCCAAAUCCGAGCAAGGAAACCCGAUAGUGUAUGCUUUUCCCGAUGGCGAUGUUUUCGAGACCAAUUUUUUGUUGUUCUUCUUCUUCUAUUCAUGUCCUUUGUCAUAUGUGCAGGUGUUUGGGCUGUAUACCCAACUAUCUUCUCCAUCAGCUAUUUCUGUGGAGUUUUUCACUCAACUAUAACAGCCAUUUUAUCUUUCAUUACAAUCUCUAGCUUCUGCAUGGCUGCAUUUAAGUCUGCUGGUGCACCAGUAACUGUAACAUGGGGCAGCUAUCCAGUGGUGGGAAAGAAUGAUCUUGAAAAUUACACAUUCUGCACGUACUGUGAGAAACCCAAGCCACCAAGAGCGCAUCAUUGUAGGUCUUGUAGAAUGUGUGUAUUGGACAUGGAUCAUCAUUGUCCCUUUAUAGGCAAUUGUGUUGGUGCAGCAAAUCAUCGGCAUUUCAUCAUCUUCCUCAUUUCUGUAGUUAUCAGUUGCUUCUAUGUUGUUACGAUGAGCUCCUAUACUGCAUUUCAAAUUUGGCCUCCUCAGCUUGGAAGUUCAGCAUCAACUGAUACUUCAGCUGUUUCAAGAGUGGUAAAGCAGAUCAUCACCGGCAUAGCAAGCUCAGUUUUAUUGUUAUCAGUAAGAGGCCUUGUGUUAUUGUACCUAGCCUUUGCUUGUCUAUCUGCAGAUAUUGGUAUAGCCGUAUUGUUAUGGCAGCAGCUAUAUUAUAUUUAUGAAGGCAAAACGUAUAUUACCCACAUAAGUUCACAGAACACUGGCAAUGGAGGUUGCCAAAAUAUCCUGCGUUUCUUCAGCUGCCCACAUUGGGCCUUCAAAAUUUUCCAGAUUCCAGCAAAUUCUGCAAAGUUGCAGGAAUCCAGCUCCAAGGUCUUAUAAAAUAAAUGAGGUUUUAUAGGCUUCGUUUGGGACAACUUUCUUACAGUUUUCUAAAAUAGUUUUUUAGUGAAAAUUGUUUUAAGAAACAAUAGAAAGCUGUUCCAAAUGAAGCUUAAAUUAUCUAAAUUAAUGUAUGAUGCCUUGUUAAACAUGACAUUUUUUACAUGAUAUGAUGAGCUCAUUCAGAGUUCAAUUUAUAUGAGAUGGUAGGAAGAAGAGGUUUAUCACUUCCCAUCGUGAGAUUGUAAUUAUUUACAGAAGUUUAAUGAAGUUAGAAUGGUCUUCCCUAUA
Messenger RNA from Dendrobium catenatum, 1793 nucleotides. Its product is annotated as protein S-acyltransferase 11. The record is from RefSeq and is a predicted model, not a curated record. The transcript is spliced from 4 exons. Gene Ontology annotation, molecular function: palmitoyltransferase activity. Lineage: Eukaryota; Viridiplantae; Streptophyta; Magnoliopsida; Asparagales; Orchidaceae. The coding region runs from base 711 to 1502 and encodes 263 amino acids.